Molecule: messenger RNA, 984 nt
Organism: Eremothecium sinecaudum
Lineage: Eukaryota; Fungi; Ascomycota; Saccharomycetes; Saccharomycetales; Saccharomycetaceae
Gene: FSF1
Product: Fsf1p
Exons: 1
Coding region: 1-984 (327 amino acids)
Biological process (GO): monoatomic ion transport; mitochondrial transmembrane transport
Cellular component (GO): mitochondrial inner membrane
Molecular function (GO): monoatomic ion transmembrane transporter activity
Source: RefSeq, a predicted model, not a curated record
AUGGCUUCAAGUGUUCCGGGCCCAUUCCCAUUGCCAGCCUCGCGCUAUGACUUAAACAGUUACUGGGGUAGAGUGCGCCAUUGUGCGGAGAUUGCGGACCCAACAAUGCUUCUCACCACUGAGGCUGAUGUAAAACGUUCGAAAGAAAUUAUUAGAUCUUUUCGUUAUGGAGAAUUAAAGGAAUUGACUCCAGAGUUUUGGCUAGCCAAGAAGCGUUUAGAUUCGACAAUUCAUCCUGAUACUGGAGAACCUGUUUUCCUGCCAUUUCGUAUGUCAUCCAAUGUGCUUUCUAAUCUUCUUGUUACCACUGGUAUGUUAACUCCGGGGUUAGGGACUAUGGGUACAUUAUUUUGGCAAUGGGCUAACCAAUCUUUAAAUGUUGCUGUAAAUUCAGCCAAUGCGAACAAGUCAGAACCUAUGAGCACGCAGCAGUUGAUUACCAACUACGCAGCUGCCGUUUCUGCAUCAUGUGGUGUUGCUGUGGGUCUAAAUAAGCUUGUUCCAAGACUAAAAAAUCUCUCGCCCUCUACCAAGAUGGUUCUCGGUCGUUUAGUCCCGUUUGCCGCUGUUGCUUCUGCGGGUAUUGUUAAUGUGUUCUUGAUGAGAGGAAAUGAAAUACGCAAAGGUAUUUCGGUAUUUGAUGAUCACGGUGAGGAGUUAGGGAAGUCAAAGAAAGCCGCUGUUCUUGCUGUUGGUGAAACAGCUUUGAGUAGGGUGAUUAACGCUACUCCAAUUAUGGUUGUCCCACCAUUAGUGAUGAUGAGGCUACAACGUGGUAUUUUGAAGAAUAAGUCAUUCGCGCUCCAGACGAUGGUUCAACUAGGUGUCAUCACAGCCACAGCGUUUAUUGCAUUGCCUUUCGCUCUUGCAAUUUUCCCACAAUAUCAAGCUAUAGAUGUUAACAAGUUAGAACCUGAAUUCUCUAACAAGAAGGAUAAGAAUGGCAGUAUUAUUCAAAAGGUUCACUUUAACAGAGGUAUGUAA